CGAAGGAGUCCCUAACUUUAGGUCAACAUGGUGACAGCAUUGUAGAUCGGUGGAGCUGAAUUUUCCAACUGACCUGAUAUCUAUGUGCUAAGAUCACCGAAGAACUGCAACAACAAGAGCUGUUCUAUGAUUCCUGUAUAAUUUCGACGCACUUUUCAGGUGGGUACACCAAGAUGUCAGAUUCAGCGGGUCAGCAGACGACAGAGGGCGGCAACAGAAGCGACGAGGUGCCGGACAAGAGUCCAAAGAAGAGCGGCGGUAGAUUCCGAUCUACUUUCACGUUCUCCUUUGGACGUAAACGUUCAACCGAGAGUUCGAAAACCCAGGAAACAUCUGACCACCAAGAAGGACAGUCUGCGGAAACGAAGACCAAGUCUGGACAGGCCGGCGAGGUACCACCGGUGUCCGAAGAUCGGGGACGGGAAGACACCCUACCCAAAGCAGGAGACUCUUCAGUCGAGAACAAACAGAGCGAUGGAAAGGUUAUACAACCUUCUGGUCCUCCCCAGUCUGACGACACCAUAGAAAACACAGGACAGUCUACAGAACAACAGGGACAAGAAGACAGACAGAAGAACAUAGAUCAAUUACAACAGGCAUCGACUGCGGAAAACCAAGAGUCUCCGCCUGACGCAGAAAAAUCUUCAGAUACCGAAGAGCACAGGGAAGACCAGGUCCUACAGUCGACCGACAUUCUUGAGUCUUUCGACCCCAUUGUUAACACGGGACAGUCUACAGUACAACAGAAAGAAGAGCAUGAUGACUGCGAAAACAAAGAUCAAUUACAACAGGCAGCGACCUCAGACAACCAAGAGGCUCUGCCUGAGUCAGAAAAAUCUUCAGAAACCGAAGAGCACAGCGAAGACCAGGUCCUACAGCCGGCCGACAUUCUGGAGUCGUUCGACCCCAUUGUUAAUAUGGGACAGUCUACAGUACAACAGAAAGAGGGUGAUGAAUGCGAAAACAAAGAUCAAUUACAACAAGCAGCAACUCCGGACAAACAAGACGACUUUGUGCAGCAGGAGAACGUACCCAUACUUGACUCAGAACAAUCUACAAUGGAGAACAAAGAGACAGAAGACCAGGUCCUACAAUCGGCAGACAUCCUUGAGUAUUCCGACCCCAAAGAGAACACAGGACAUUCUACAGUACAACAGGAGGAUGAAGCUGGUUACAAGAAUGACAACCAACUGCAAAGGCAAGUGAGUCCCGGUUAUGAAGACUUUCCACCCGAUCCAGAAGAAUCUCUAGUGGAGAAUACACAGUAUGAAGAGCACAGCGAAGGCCGGGUCCUAUAUUCAUCGGACUCAGACAUUCUGGAGUCUUUCGACCCCAUAGUACAAGAUGAUUACAAGAAGAAGGACGAAGCACAGGUGAGUCCAGACUACCAAGACGCUCCCACAGACAAAGAAGAAUCUUCAGAGCAAAAGGAGCACAGCGAAGACCAGCUCGUACAGUCGUCCGACAUUCUAGAGUCUUUCGACCCCUUGGAUAACACAAAGCAGUAUACAGGACAGCCGGGAUUCGAGGAUGAGGACAAAGACAACGAACAGCCGCAAAGAAUUCCUUCGGCAAGUUCAGAUUUCUAUGACGCUCUAUUCGACACAGAAGAAUUUCCAGGGGAGAACAAACACGAAGAAGACCGGGUGCUACCAUCGUCUGACAUUCUGGAUUCUUUCGAUCCAAUUGUACAACAUGAGAAUGAGGGUAAGCACAAGAAGGGCGAUCAGCCACAAAUGAGAGUGACUCCAGACCACGAAGAUCUUCCUCAAAACCUAGACGAGCCUUCAGUACAAGAAACUAAAGAGCAGAGCGCAGACAAGGUCCUAGAAUCGUCGACCAUCCUUGAGUCUUUCGAUCCCUUCGGCUUCGCUAACAUAGAACAUUCUACAGUACAACUUCAGGAUGACAAAAAGAAGGAAGAGCAAACGCAAAGGCAAGUGACUCCCGGUUACCAAGAUGCUCCACUCGACCCAGAAGAAUCAUCCUUGAAGAUUGACCAUUCGGAUACUUUUUCAUCAAGCAAAGCCUUCCAUGUCAAAGUAGAGCAGAAAGACAAGGAUAAACACAAGAAAGAAGACCAAACACAAAGCACAGCGAGUCCAGAUGAUCAAGACGCUUUACCUGACACAGAAGAGCCUCUAAAGCAGCCCUCCCAGGGACAAGAAGACAAGGUUCCAGACCAGACAAAGUUUGAAGGUUUGGAGUAUCAAGAUAUCUCAGCACACAAGGAUCAGUCAUUAUUGGAAGACAGCCAGGACGAAGACAAUGACGACGAUGAUAGUCUGCUGUGGUUUGACACCCCGGAGUACUUUGACGAACCACAGCCCGAACAGCCAACAUCAGGGCAAAAACAGGAUGAGGAGAACGAUGGAGUCAAUCUGGUGCAGUCGUCCGACAUUGUGAAGGUUCCACAAGACUUGGAACGGCCACAGGAGCAGUUUGGAGAACAAGGCAAGAGUCAGGUCAAAGAAGUGUCUCAAGACUCCUUAUUACAACCACAACAGUUUCCUCCACCAGUCCAGAAACAGCUUGAAGAGCCAGACAACAGCCGUGCUCUACAGUCGUCAGAUAUCUUGGAGUUUUACGAUGACAAAGAAGAGCACAGAAUGCGUAACAAUAGAGAGCUGUCUAAUAAGGAUACCGCACACCAUAAGAAAGAGUCCCAAGAACAUGCUAGCGACUUGCAGCAAGGUCUACCAUUCUUUGAAGAUGCAGACCACUUUGAUGCUCCAACCCUCCAAGACCUGUCCGUUGUCCAGCAGCACCAGGCCGACAAAAACGAUACCAGCCAGGAUCUACUUUUGACAGAAGGUCCGGAAGAAAGGGACGUCUCCACGAUCGCAGAACAGUCUGCUGUUGAGCAGUACCCGGCUGAAGAAAGCGAACCGGGCCAGGUAAUUGUACCAUCCGAAAGCCUGGAAGACUUACCCCACACAAAGAAGCCCGUGGUUCAGGAAGACCAGCAGGAGACAGGCAAUGUUCCAGCUCCAGAGUCGGAUGGAUCAGAGUUCUAUGACGAACCAAAACAGGAUGAAGACGACAAAGCAAGCCAUACUGUUAGUACUACCGACCAAAAAGUCUCACCAACUGUCCCCACAAAGGAACACAAAGGUAAAGAACCAGACACAGCCCAGGCACCGCCUCUGUCAGAAAGCACAGAAGACAAUGAUGUUUUACCACACUCGAAGCAGCCUGUGGGACAACAGGAGAAGAUCAAAGAGAAGGAGACAGGCGAUGUUUCAUCUGAUUCCGACAGUUCAGAAUUCCAGGAUGUGCCGUUACACGAUGACGAGGAUGAAGCUAGCCAGUCCGAUAGUUCGAAAGACAAGGAGAGCUCAACUCUCUACAAACAGUCUAUAACACAGCAGCGCCAACGUCAAGAACAGGAAACAAGCGAGGUACUACCGUUGUCCGAAGAUCCAAAAGACAAGAAUGCUCUACCCCACAAGACCAUAGAGAAGGAGAGAGAUGUUUCCUCUGAGUCGGGUAGUUCAGAGUUCGAUGAUGUGCCGUUAGAGGAUGUAGAUGAUGAAGCGAGCGAGUCCAGUAGUUCAACGGACCAGGAAGCCCCACCUGUCCACAUACAGUCUACAACACAUCAACGCAAAGGUAAAGAACAUGCCACAAGCAAGACGAUACCAUUGCCUGAAAGUCAGAAGGACCAGAAGGACAAAUCCCUUCCAGAACAGCCCACUGUUCAGGUGUACGAAGCUGAGAAAGAGAAGAACAACCAGGGGAUACAGUUGUCGGAAGGAAAAGAAAUCCUAGGUGUGUCGCCAAACCCAGAACAACACGAGGAAAGGAAGAUACCAACAUUGUCUGAAGGUUCAAAACCACAGCAGGAUAAAGCUAAAGAUGACGACCUGAACAAGGUGCUGUUGUUUGAUCCAGAGGACCAGGGUCCACCAUUGUCCGAGGGUUCGACAGACCAAGACGACAAGCCUCUUCAGUACUUCAACACUUCAUCGGAGUCGGACAGUUCGGAGUUCCAAGACGUAUCUUCCGACGACGAAGACGUCUCGACCGUUCCACCAGAGUUGGCCCAGGUACGACAGCACCAAGCCGAAGAACAGAAAAGCCAGUUGCCAGAGGGUCUAAAGGGUCAAGAUACCUCAUCACACGCAAAGCAGUCCACGGUACAGAAACACAAGACUGAAGAGCGCGACAGAACCAAGAUGGCAUCGGAGUCGGACAGUGAUGACGUGCCGUCUCCCGUGGAACGUUUCCCCAAGCAGAGGUUUGAGGAGAAGGGAGUCGACAAGAGUCGCACAUCUGUGGAGUCGGACAUUCUUGAAGACGAGGGUGUCAUGUUAAGUCCGCUAACUCCACAGCCGGACAAGCACAACCUAGCUCUAGAAAGCUCAGAAGAUGUAAAGCGAAAACAAGGAAGAGCAAUUUCGCCGAAACCACAUGCCUUAGAAAACAGGCUUCUCGAAGCUAACGCGACUAUUGCGACCCUGUUGGAAGAAUUAGACCAGGUACGCGGUGAGAUCAAAGAAAGGGCGAAUAUAACAACAGACCAAGAAACAGAGAGUAAAAGAGAGCAACAAAAAGAGUCAGAGUAUCGACACGAGUCAGACACUCAAACACCUGUAAGUUCAGCUGUAGAAAUAGGAGUCAACACAGAAGGAGACAGUUUUAGCCAAACGCUUGAGACAAAAGCAGACUCAAACACAGCGAUGGGCGACAACAAAUCUAAGAAACCACUCAAGACGGUCAGUCGUGGGAUUCAGACAGACUUCACAGACAGCACAGAUUCUGUACAAGCUAAGAGCGAAGAUGUGGAAAACGUCAAAGGGAAAAAGCCAACAGGAAAGACAGACACUAAAAGCAAGAAGAAGAGCGCAAUGGUCGAGAUGCUGAAUGAAGACGAAGAGUUGAGAGCCACGUCUAACAUCGCAGAAAAUCUUAAGAGGGCGCUGGCCGCGAAGUCUAAGAGCGAACAACAAGGAAAGGCAGAAGCUCCUCCUCCCCCUGAAGAAGUCAAGGUGGAGGAGAUACGUCAUCUUGACAGGAUCAUAUUUGGCGGGAAAGGUUCGGACCCGGGAAAGUUCAACCGGCCUCGAGGAGUCGCCGUGUCACCGAAGAGCGAAAUCUUCGUGGCCGAUCGAGACAACAGACGAAUCCAAGUCCACAACAUGAAGGGGGAGACCAUCCGACAAAUCCCGACCACUGUGCCUGGACAAGAAAACCUGACCAUGCGGCCGGACGACAUUGCCAUAGACGGCAACGACCUGCUGUGGAUAGUGGGGAGCGACUGGUCGACGGAGUUUGUGAUCCCGUACACCAUGGAGGGCGAGCCGCUGGGGAAGUUUCACCUGCCGGAUACCGUGAGAUUCCGCGGGAUCACCGUUAACCCACGCAACGACCACGUCAUCGUGUCUUUGACGGACAAAACGUUUGGAACGCGCGGUGAAGUGAGGAUUUUCCGACCGGACGGCUACCAACUACGGAGGGUUGGCAUCAACCAAGGCAUGGUCGCUCCAAUGUUCGUCACUUUGGACAAGGAAGACAACAUCCUAGUAUCAGACUACGGCACGCACUCUGUAUACGCAUACGACCAAGAAGGGACGUUCUUGUUCAAGUUUGGAGGGUACGGCAGUGGCGUUGGUCAGCUGAAGGACCCUCGUGGUAUCUGCGUGGACAGUUCGGGAAACAUCAUCGUGGCUGACUUCGGGAACAAGCGGCUAGAGAUGUUCACCAACCGCGGGAAGUUCCUCCGACACGUCACCGACAGUACGGGACGGCCUGACGGCAUCGCAGUGGGGCCAGACGGACAGUUAGUGGUGACUGAAUGGAACCAUACAGCGUCUAUCAUACCGAGUUACUAGUUCACGUGCGUACGUAUUGAAGUCCGCAUGAGGUCCGUAUGGAGUACGGAGUUCAGAGAAGAUAGCUGGAAGCGGAGU
Messenger RNA from Branchiostoma floridae (Florida lancelet), 5912 nucleotides. Its product is annotated as transcriptional regulator ATRX-like. The transcript has 2 exons. Gene Ontology annotation, cellular component: extracellular region. The record is from RefSeq and is a predicted model, not a curated record. Gene Ontology annotation, molecular function: protein binding. Bases 174 to 5834 code for a protein of 1886 amino acids. Lineage: Eukaryota; Metazoa; Chordata; Leptocardii; Amphioxiformes; Branchiostomatidae.